AUGCGGCUGGAAGCGGGCGGCGAGGCGGCCACCAAGCAGGCGGAACGGACAAUGACGCGGUUCUGGAAGACGGUCCACCUCGCUCCGGCCACAGAGGCGGAGGCAGAGGCAGGGGAGCGCGGCGCCGGGGGCUACACGGUUAAGCUCGACAAGCGCGCGCUCAAGACGCCGAGCGGCGCCAAGAUGGUCAUCCCGCACCAGCGCAGGCUGCUGGCCUCCCUCAUCGCUCAGGAGUGGAGCGAACAGACAAAGACGCUCAAGAGCCACACGCUGCCCCUCACCUCGCUGGCGGCUCGUGCCAUUGACGGCUGCUCGGAUGCAAAGGAGAGGCAAAAGAUCUGCAGCGACCUGCUCAAGUACCUCGAGACGGAUACCGUGCUGUUCUACGAGUCGACGCCGACUUCGCUGGUACGGCUACAGGCCGAGCACUGGGAUCCGCUCCUCGCCUGGGCCUCGGAGCGCUUCUCGGUGCCCCUCUCGCCCUUCACCGCCCUCCUCGGAAACGCCCACGACCCAAAGGUGCUCCCCACUUUUGCCUCGCUCCUCGACAACCUCGACCCCUUCGAACUCGCCGCCUUCGAGAGGGCCGUCCUCACCACCAAGUCGUUCCUCAUCCCCGUCGCCCUCCUCUCCGGUCGCCUCUCCGUCGAGGAAGCCGCACAGGCCGCAGAGGUCGAAGUCAGGAGCCAGAUCGAGCGCUGGGGAGAGGUAGAGGAUAGCCACGACGUCGACACGGCGGAUCUACGGAGGGUGCUCGGCAGCGUUGCUGCUGCCGUCGUCAAGGAGUAG
This is a messenger RNA of Pseudozyma flocculosa PF-1, 789 nucleotides long. RefSeq lists its product as uncharacterized. The coding region runs from base 1 to 789 and encodes 262 amino acids. NCBI's taxonomy places the organism in Eukaryota, Fungi, Basidiomycota, Ustilaginomycetes, Ustilaginales, Ustilaginaceae. The transcript is spliced from 3 exons. The record is from RefSeq and is a predicted model, not a curated record. Gene Ontology annotation, biological process: mitochondrial proton-transporting ATP synthase complex assembly. Gene Ontology annotation, cellular component: mitochondrion.